UUUGAAAUUUUGUGUCUAUUUCUUUCUGAAUUUUUCUUUCGCCCUUUUCUGUACAAAAAUUUUCCAUCUUUAAAUGAUUGGUUGGAUCAAACCCUAGACUCUCCCCUCUGUUCUGAUUGCUUGGAUCAAAUCAUCGAAUCGAAUUCUAUAAAUGAUAUCUCAGGGCAGUUGGUUGCUGUUGAGGAAUACAAAACCCAAAGUUGCAUGGGCAACUGAGCAUUUGAACUGAAAAAAUAAUAUUCACUUAGGUGAGACUGAAGACUCUGGGUCACCUGGAUUUGCACCGCCUACAUGGUGGAAGGUUUGAUAGACAGAUGGAAUUGCAUAGAGCUUAGGCUGCAGGAGUUGUGUCAUUAUCAUAGUCAGAACUCAAGAGGUGAAGGAGGUGUUUUAUACAUCUUUUAUUCAAGUUGAGGAGCAUAAAAGUAACAGGAAUGUAAUGGCAAGCACAUCUAGCCAGGGAUUUGAUUUGAUGGGAAGCAGCAGGGUUAUGGAUGAUGAAUCUUUGAAUGAGCUUGAAACAGUAGAAGACUGUGAUGGUGUUAGUGGAAAUGAAAAGAUGAUUGAACCUCCUGCUGAAGGAUUAACCGCAAAUGUGGAACAUCCAGAGCCAUAUGUUGGGAUGGAAUUCACUUCAUCAGAUGAUGCUAGGGACUAUUAUUGUGUAUAUGCCAGACGAAAUGGUUUCACAAUACGUGUAAACCGUAAACGCAGAUCACGUAUAGACCAUGCUGUUAUUGGUUAUGAUUAUGUAUGUUCAAAAGAAGGCUUUCAGCGAAAGAAAUUUUUGAGGGAAGAUAGGAUCAUUCGUUUGUCAAAACAAACAAGGGUAGGAUGCAAGGCAAUUUUAGUUAUAGCUUAUAGAAGAGAUGGAGGGAAAUGGGUUGUUACCAAUUUUGUAAGAGAGCACAAUCAUGAACUUAUGGUACCUAGUGAAGUGCCAGUGAGGCGACAGGAUAGACCUGAUAAGGCACUCAGCGAGGAUGAAAAGGAUAGAAGAAUCCGAGAAUUAACCAGCCAGCUGUACAAUGAGAGGCAACGAUGUCAAAGACGGUGUGAAGCAUAUGAAGAACGGUGUGCAGCAUAUAAGAUACAGUUGAGAAGUAUUUUGAAUGAAAUUGAGAUGCACACAGAACACUUGACAAAGAAAGUUCAAGAUGUUGUUCAGUACAUAAAAGAAAUUGAGGAUGAAGAUCCUGAUAUAAGGUUGCACCCACUCAAGUGAAGCAAGUAUUCUUUUGUUGAAUGUGCUGGUCAUGGUUGUUGUACUUUUUCAAUGGUAUAAUUAUUUAAUAAUCUUAAUUACAUUUUAGCAAUUAUCUCAGGAGAUGAAUGUUAGAUUGAAUAAAGGGGAGCCAAACACCACAUGAGGCCACUUCACCAGUUUGUCAAUUAGGGCUGCAACUUGGUUCAGUAUGGGGCUGGGAAAUCUCAACCCUAAGUUGGGUAGGACUUGGUUUAGAUAAUCUGAUCCAAAUAUGCUUGUUAACCGGGACCUGUUAAUCCAUACCAUGAAAUUUCCAAAAUGAAGACAGUCAAGCCCCAGAAGAAAGAAAUGUAAACAUACUUUCACUCAUCUCAAAUCAACUUUCCCUGGCAUGCCUGAUGCAGGCUACAACUUUGUUGGAACUUACAACUUCUACAAUUGACAUCACCAGGACCACCACAUAUUCUGGAACCUGAAGCUGGUGGAAUAGAAAAGAUCAUUUACUUUGUUUCAAUCCAUCAAGCAUUGGGGGAUGUUCCUAGAAUUGAGAAUGGGACAUUCGUAGCAGCUACAAGUUUGACCAACUCGUGGCCUUGAGCAUUGUUUUGUUUCUUUUCUUAGUUUUAGGUAAUAAUAGAUGCGGUUUUAUCUAUUUACAACAUUUUUUUGAGGCGCAUCUAUUUACAACAUUAAUUUUCUUAAUUUUGUCUUUUCUA
Molecule: messenger RNA, 1923 nt
Organism: Nelumbo nucifera (sacred lotus)
Lineage: Eukaryota; Viridiplantae; Streptophyta; Magnoliopsida; Proteales; Nelumbonaceae
Source: RefSeq, a predicted model, not a curated record